UAAGACUUGUGAAUCUUUUGAUAACAUUGAAGUAGAUGAAAUAGAUGAUAUAUUAAAUAGUGAAACUAUAUAUACUAGUAGAGAAAUCUUAGAUUUAGAAUUUGAAAAUCACACUGGAAACUUGCCUUUGAUCGAUACUCUGUUUGAAAUCAACUUGGGUACUCAGUUCCCUUCCAUGUCUGUUGCAAAAUACACUGUAAAUGAUAUUCUUUCAGAAAAAAUAUUUAAAAAAAUUUCUCAAGAUCAAUUAAAGUCUGGCACUUUGAUGGGUGAGGCAAAAAAAGCAAUUCAAUUUUUAAUUCAAGAUAAUGAUGAUGAACUAAUUCGAUUUAUCAAAGAAUAUAAUAAAAAAAAUAAAGCCCAAAGAAUUGAAGCCGAGAUUCAAAAGUUAAUCAAAGCCAAUCAAUCUUUAACAAAUAAGAUUGAUCUUCAAAGUAAAACUUUUCGUAAAAAGGAUAUUACAAUUCAGCUUUUACGAGAAGAAGUGGUGAUAUUGCAAUUGAAGUUUGAUGAACUUUAUAAAUAUAUGAAUGAUUUAGAAAUAAAAAAUAAUGUUUAUGUUAAAAUAUUUAAAUCUCAAAGUUGUGGACAAAAACUUCAAGUUUAUCCUGAAACCAAUUGCAUUCAUAAAAUCAAGCACCAAAUAGACAAG
Racocetra persica is the source of this 652-nucleotide messenger RNA. NCBI's taxonomy places the organism in Eukaryota, Fungi, Glomeromycota, Glomeromycetes, Diversisporales, Gigasporaceae. The record is from the annotation of a GenBank genome assembly.